This is a messenger RNA of Nestor notabilis (Kea), 9891 nucleotides long. Its product is annotated as ankyrin-2-like. NCBI's taxonomy places the organism in Eukaryota, Metazoa, Chordata, Aves, Psittaciformes, Psittacidae. The record is from RefSeq and is a predicted model, not a curated record. Gene Ontology annotation, molecular function: protein binding. Gene Ontology annotation, biological process: signal transduction.
AAUGGAUACACGCCUUUGCAUAUUGCUGCCAAGAAGAAUCAGAUGCAGAUAGCAACUACUCUAUUGAACUAUGGGGCUGAGACCAACAUUUUGACCAAGCAAGGAGUCACCCCCCUUCAUCUGGCUUCCCAAGAAGGUCACACUGACAUGGUGACCUUGCUUUUGGAGAAAGGAUCCAAUAUUCAUGUGGCAACAAAGACUGGACUGACAUCCUUGCACCUCGCAGCUCAGGAGGAUAAAGUGAACGUAGCUGAAAUACUCACAAAACAUGGUGCAAACCAAGAUGCUCAGACAAAGCUUGGUUACACACCUUUAAUUGUGGCGUGUCACUAUGGAAACAUCAAAAUGGUGAAUUUUCUUCUCAAGCAGGGAGCAAAUGUCAAUGCUAAAACGAAGAAUGGGUACACCCCUCUUCACCAAGCUGCUCAACAAGGCCACACUCACAUCAUCAAUGUCCUUCUCCAACAUGGGGCCAAGCCCAAUGCCAUCACCACUAAUGGUAACACUGCCUUAGCUAUUGCAAGGCGGCUGGGAUAUAUCUCAGUGGUCGAUACGCUGAAGGUUGUAACGGAGGAGAUUACUACCACCACAACUACUGUGACAGAGAAGCACAAGCUAAAUGUACCUGAGACAAUGACUGAGGUCCUGGAUGUUUCAGAUGAAGAAGGUGAUGACACCAUGACAGGAGAUGGAGGAGAGUACCUUAGACCAGAAGACCUCAGAGAACUAGGAGAUGACUCUUUACCAAGCAGCCAGUUCUUAGAUGGUAUGAACUACCUAAGAUACAGCUUGGAAGGAGGACGAUCUGACAGCCUGCGAUCCUUCAGUUCAGACAGGUCCCACACACUGAGCCAUGCUUCCUACCUGAGGGACAGUGCCAUGAUUGAUGACACAGUUGUAAUCCCCAGCCAGCAGGUAACAACUCUGGCCAAAGAAGCUGAAAGGAAUUCAUAUCGCUUAAGCUGGGGCCCUGAAAACUUGGACAACGUGGCUCUUUCUUCCAGCCCUAUUCAUUCAGGCUUCCUAGUUAGUUUCAUGGUGGAUGCUCGUGGGGGUGCCAUGAGAGGCUGCAGGCACAAUGGACUCAGAAUCAUUAUUCCUCCACGGAAAUGCACUGCUCCAACACGAGUGACUUGCCGGUUGGUGAAACGUCACAGACUGGCCACCAUGCCUCCUAUGGUGGAAGGUGAAGGUCUGGCCAGCCGCCUGAUUGAAGUGGGGCCUUCUGGUGCUCAGUUUCUUGGGCCUGUGAUUGUGGAGAUUCCUCAUUUUGCUGCUCUGCGUGGGAGAGAGCGAGAGCUGGUGAUCCUGCGCAGUGAGAACGGGGACAGCUGGAAGGAGCACUUCUGUGAAUACACUGAGGAUGAACUGAAUGAAAUCUUGAAUGGGAUGGAUGAAGUACUUGAUACCCCAGAAGAGCUUGAGAAGAAACGUAUCUGCCGCAUCAUCACCCGAGAUUUCCCUCAGUACUUUGCAGUGGUAUCCCGGAUCAAACAGGACAGUAACCUCAUCGGACCAGAGGGGGGUGUGCUGAGCAGCACUGUUGUACCUCAAGUGCAGGCCGUCUUCCCAGAAGGGGCUCUCACCAAAAGAAUUCGUGUUGGCCUCCAGGCUCAACCUAUGCAUACCGAACUUACGAAGAAGAUUUUAGGCAACAAGGCUACCUUCAGUCCUAUAGUCACACUGGAGCCCAGGAGAAGGAAGUUCCAUAAGCCCAUCACGAUGACCAUUCCCAUCCCUAAGGCCUCCAGCGAUGGGAUCAUGAAUGGUUAUGGAGGCGACACGCCUACUUUAAGGCUACUAUGCAGCAUAACAGGAGGAACCACCCCUGCCCAGUGGGAAGACAUCACUGGAACAACACCACUGACAUUUGUUAAUGAAUGCGUUUCCUUCACAACAAACGUGUCUGCCAGAUUCUGGUUAAUAGACUGUCGACAGACACAAGAAUCUGUUACUUUUGCUUCCCAAGUGUACAGAGAGAUUAUCUGUGUCCCCUACAUGGCCAAAUUUGUGGUGUUUGCUAAAUCACAUGAUCCCAUUGAAGCACGGUUAAGAUGUUUUUGCAUGACAGAUGACAAGGUGGAUAAAACUCUAGAACAACAAGAAAAUUUUGCUGAAGUUGCCAGGAGCAGGGAUGUAGAGGUAUUAGAAGGAAAACCCAUCUAUGUUGACUGCUUUGGCAAUUUGGUGCCACUAACGAAGAGUGGGCAACAUCAUAUAUUCAGUUUUUUUGCCUUCAAAGAAAAUAGACUUCCUCUGUUUGUUAAGGUGCGAGACACCACGCAAGAACCCUGUGGACGAUUAUCAUUCAUGAAGGAGCCAAAAUCGACAAGAGGCCUCGUUCAUCAAGCCAUAUGCAAUUUAAACAUCACUUUACCCAUUUACACAAAGGAAUCAGAAUCAGACCAAGAACAAGAAGAAGAGGUUGAUAUGACUUCAGAAAAAAAUGACGAGACAGAAUCUACAGAAACAUCUAUCCUGAAAAGCCAUCUGGUUAAUGAAGUCCCUGUACUAGCCAGUCCAGACCUGUUGUCUGAAGUUUCUGAGAUGAAACAAGAUUUGAUCAAAAUGACUGCCAUCUUGACAACUGUCACAGGCUCCAUUAAAGUGAAAGAUCUUGGAAAAGCCGGUGAGGAAGAGCCAGGAGAGCCAUUUGAAAUAGUUGAAAGAGUGAAAGAAGACUUAGAAAAAGUAAAUGAAAUUCUGAGAGGUGGAUCCUAUACCAGAGAACAUGUUUUGCAGAAGUCCCUUUCCAAACAAGAACUUUCAGAAGAAGAAUGGGUCAUUGUCAGUGAUGAAGAAAUUGAAGAGGCCAGAAGAAGUGCUCCUUCAGAAGCCACCGAACCUACACGUGUAGAAGUCAGGGUAGAUGAAGGGACAACAAAAAUGGAGAAGGCAGACGUGACAGGGAUGGUAGAUUACGUUACAGAGGACUUAAAACCAUACAUUUCUCUUCACAAGGUACAGCCACCAGCCUUACAAGAAGACUUGGUAGAGGAGAGAUUUGAAGCUGUAGUAGUAAGCAGGGAUUCUGAAAAAGGUCAAGAAUCUCAGACAGCCAAACCACGAAGUCUGCAGGAGCAACACAAGCCGGCCUUAGAAAUUAAAAAGCCCCUUAGGACAAAAUUAAGAGACAAGCCAAAGCAAAAGGAAGGCAAGAUGCGCAGCGGUGAAGAGCAGCCAAAGCUAACGAAGCUCACUUCGGAGGCGUCACAAGGCAGUGAGGAACCUGGCCUAAUGCCGACAGCUGCGCUGGAGGCUAAAGCUGUAUCCCCUGUUAUAGAGGAAACUCCUAUUGGCUCAAUCAAAGAUAAAGUUAAAGCUCUUCAGAAACGAGUGGAAGAUGAGCAAAAAGUACGGUCAAAACUGCCUGUCAGAAUUCAGACCAAAGAAGGCACUGCUGAGAAGGCUUCCAAAAGACCCGUACAAGUUAAAAAGCCGGCUGUACAUAAAGCACAGCCGCCUGUUUCCCCUUCUUCUAAGACGGAAAGACUUGAAGAGACCAUGUCAGUUCGUGAACUGAUGAAAGCCUUCCAGUCAGGUCAAGACCCAUCCAAGAAUAUAUCUGGACUGUUUGAGCACAAAUCUGUCAAACAGAAGCAACAGCUCCCCGAGAAGGAAACAACACGGAGAAAAACGACAGUUUCACAAAGCGAAAUGAGGCGAGUAACAAGCCACAAGACGGACAAACAGAAGGACAAACAAAGUGCGGGAUUAAAAACAGAGAAAGAGCCGCAAUCCAAAAAAGGAAAAAUGCAACUCUCUACCGUUGAAACUACCAAGAAAGCUGCGAGUAAAGACCAGGUAAAAGAGCAGGGCAGCAAAAAACCGACUGAACCUCUCCCUCCAGUGUUUGAUGAUGAAAGUGCCAAAGAUGCAGUGGUUGGAAAGGGCAGGCCUUCUGAUGACCAGGGAGAUACUGACUUCCAGAUCAGCCCUGACAGAAAAACCUCAACAGACUUUUCUGACGUCAUUAAAGAAGAACUGGAAGACAAUGACAAAUAUCAACAGUUCCGGCACCUUUCAGUGACGGAGGAGGGAGAACUUAACUUGGAGCAAGUACUGACCAGCCCGUUCAGCGCUGCUUUUCCCACAGACUACGGGAAAGACGGGUUCCUGCCCACUCUUUCUCUGCAAAGCGCUGCUUUUGAUGGGAGCUCCGAGAGCCUGAAGCACGAAGGCGUGGCCGAUUCUCCGGGUAGCCUACUGGAUGGAACCCCUCAGAUCAGCUCUGAAGAAAGUUAUAAGCAUGAGGGUCUGGCAGAAACUCCAGAAACAAGCCCCGAAAGCCUUUCAUUCUCACCAAAGAAAACAGAUGGGCCAAUCGAAGAAGCUAAAGGAGCAGCUAGUGCCCACACAACAGCAGAAACAUGUUCUCCGAAGGAACUCCCUCCAAAGGAAGAUGAAAAAGGUAUUACUGAAAGGCAGCUAGAUGCUGUUACUGAGACUAGUAAGUCUCAUUCUGACCAUGUAUCGGAAGACCUUGUACCUACAGCCUCUGAAGAAGAGGCUGAUAAGCUUACAGAAAAUAGCGCAGCUUCCAUUAUGAAAGAUAUUAGCAGGGAUACAGAAUCUGCAACCACUGCACAUUUAACUAAGUCUUCUGAAACACAUGACACUGCUUUAGCGAAAGACAAAGAUAUAACCUGUGAACACCGUGUUGCGGUUAGAAGUCCCCAGAAAUUGGAACUUUCACUUGCUAGCCAUGAUAGUGAAAGCUUUAGCCCAGUUGCAGAUGACUCUUUGGCUAUAAGUCAUAAAGACUCCCUGGAGGCAAGCCCAGUGCUAGAAGAUAACUCGUCACACAAAACACCUGAUUCUUUGGAGCCCAGUCCUAUGAAAGAGUCUCCCUGCCGUGAUUCUCUUGAAAGUAGCCCCGUAGAACCAACAGUGAAGGCUGGUAUUUUGGGGCAGUGUCCUCUGCCUUCCCUUCUUGGCAAAGGAGAAACCUGCCCAGAGCUGGCAUCGGUGCGUUCCAGGAUUCUCCGUGACCCCGAGGGAAGUGCUGAUGAUGACAGUCUGGAGCAAACGUCCCUCAUGGAGAGCUCGGGGAAAAGUCCGCUUUCACCUGAGACUCCUAGUUCUGAAGAAAUUAGCUAUGAAAUCACACCUAAAACAGCAGACUCACAGGCACUGUCCAGUGUACGGAAGUCAGCCGUGAUCCCUGAAGUCAGUGAAGAACCGGAGGACGAUUCGGAAAGUGAGCCGAAGAAGAGAUUCACCCCUGAAGAGGAGAUGUUUAAAAUGGUGACCAAAAUCAAAAUGUUUGAUGAGUUGGAACAAGAAGCGAAACAGAAGAGAGAUUGCAAAAAGGAUUGUAAGCAAGGUGAAUCCACUGCCAUUGCUAAUUCAGAAGAUGCAUGUAGAGCUGAAGAACCACAGUCGACAGCUGUGGAAGACAGAGAUAUACCUAUGGUGGUGAUGCCCACAGCUGAGUCUAGAAAAAGCUCUUCCUCUUCAGAAAGUGAGCCAGAAUUGACUCGGCUGAAAAGAGAGGCCGACUCAGGCCUCUUAAUGGAGCCUGUGAUCCGGGUGCAGCCACCCUCACCGUUACCAUCCAGUAUUGACUCCUGCUCUAGCCCCGAUGAAGCAGGUUUUCAACCUAUUGAUUCAGAAAGGUGCUCUAUCGGGAUUGGUUUGGUUAAAGUGGAACAGGAUAAGCCGAUAGAGGAUGGCAAAGAAGAACCGCUUAUCCCCAGAGGCAGCUGUACGGCUUCUGCUUGUCAUUCUGAUGGUUGUGCAGAACCUGAUGAAUCAAAAUGCGGCUGUGCAAAUGACAGGGAGGUUGUUAGUCCUAGUGCCCCAGCCACACUGUCUGGAGGUACUCCGUGUCAUUUCACUGAUGCCAGUUCUCAAAAAGAAGUUCACCCUGAGUCGCUGCUAACACUCAAGCAAUGUGAUACUACCAAAAAAGAUGUUGAAGCCACCUCAUCAUUAACAUGCACAGAUCUCAUUGCUACAAGAGCUGUGCCAGAGAACGUAGAUGGUAGUUCUUGUGGACACGGUACCACCAAGUACGCUGUACCACAACAUGCCAAACAGGCUGAAAGCGAUACUGCUGACCGUUUCACUGUGGGAAGUGGUUUGGGAAAAGCAGAUACAGAUUUUGAAACAUGCCCAGGAGAGACUCUUGCUGAGGAGCCCCUACCAGAGUAUUCAUCCCUCACUGCUGAAACAGUGGAACCGGAAAGCUGCGUAGCAGAUGCUGCUCAAAAUAGUAUAGUAAGCCCUUAUGAGAACAUGUCUUCUGAACAUUUCUUUACUGACCCUGAAAGUAAGGUAGGAUCUGGUAGAAAACUGCUGCCUAGGGAAAGCUGUUCUACCAAGGAAGGGAAAGAUCAGACUAGUGAAGAUUUACUUAGCAGAGACGCAGGUAGCGAGUAUUGCUUUUCAGAGGAAGUAUAUAUGGAAAUAGAGCCCAAAACAGAGGAUGCGUUUCAGAAAAUGUCACAGGGGUCUUCAGCAUCGGAUUCCACAAAAUUAGCAGAAUCUGCCCUUGAGGAUAUCAGAGAUGAAACAGAGAAAUCAAUUGGUCAAGUUGUCAUCACUAAAACUGACGUGGAUUCUGACAUGUGGAGUGAAAUACGGGAAGACGAUGAAGCCUUUGAAGCUCGGGUGAAAGAAGAGGAACAGAAAAUAUUUGGGUUGAUGGUAGACAGGCGAUCACAAGGCACAACACCUGAUACCACGCCGGCCAGAACGCCCACCGAAGAAGGGACACCACUUAGUGAACAGAAUCCAUUUCUUUUUCAGGAAGGAAAGUUGUUUGAAAUGACUAGAAGUGGGGCCAUUGACAUGACCAAAAGGAACUAUGCAGAUGAAAGCUUUCACUUCUUCCAAAUGGGGCAGCAGCCUCAGGAAGAAGUUCCUUUAUCUGAAGAAGUGAAAGAAGCAGCAGAGGUAGAAUCUUGUAAGCUAAAGAGCUCACCAGAUCCAUUUUCACCUUUGGAAUUGGAGGACUCGGAUAAACAAGAAAAGGAUACCUUGAAAUAUUCACCCCCAGCAUCUGAGUGUAGUGAUAUAUCAGAAGAAAUGACAGACGAAGGUGUCGGCACAGGUUCCUCAAAAGCAGAUCUGAAAUCCAGAAUUCCAAUUAAAAUGGGUAUUUCGGCUUCUUCAAAAUCACCAAAGAAAGAAAUCGCUGCCUCAGAAGCUGAGCCCUUCUCCAGAACGGAGACUGACGUGGUUGAGAGCAGUCAGGUGCCUUCCCCCACCUCUCCCGAGUGGGCCGUAGUAGAAGAUGAAUUAGAUUUUUCCAAAGUCACUAGAUCAGUUAGUUCUGGACAGGGUGAUGAGUCCCCAGACUCUUCGCCAGAGGAACAGAGAUCUGUGAUUGAAAUCCCUACUGCUCUGAUGGAGAGAGCGCCUUCUUGUGAAAGCAAAUCCAAAAUUCCUGUAAGAACAGCCGCUGCUGCAUUGCAACAGUUGGAAAACGAGAGCCUUCCCACAGACAGCUUCUUAGAUGGUUUGCAGUGUGAAGGAAAAGAUGACCCAGCAAAACCAAAGUCUAAAAUCCCAGUCAAAGCAGCUUUCCAAAAAACUGAACAGCAGCAUAUGCACACGGAUGCAUCUGUCCGCAAGCUAGAGUCACCCAAAGCUCCGGACGUGACUGGCAAACUGCCCGUGAAACAAGAUAACCGCAGUAAAUCUGAAUCCGAUGCGAGUAUUCCUAUGGACCCAAAGAUUAAGCGAUCAAUAAAAGCUAGGAGUUAUGCUGAAGCAGAAGCAGAGACCAGAGAGAGGGAGAGAGAGAUGAACCUUGAGCUAGACUCAGAUGAGGCAACAACAGCAAGACCCAAGGCAUUUUCGUCACGGUUGCCAGUUAAAAGCAGAAGCACUACAGCCUCCCGCAGUGCUUUUAGUCCCACAAAAGAAAGUAAAGAACAUUUUUUUGACCUUUACAAAAACUCCAUAGAAUUCUUUGAAGAAAUUAGUGAUGAAGCUUCUAAGUUAGUGGAAAGACUCACACAGUCAGAGAGAGAACAAGAAUUAGUUUCAGACGAUGAAAGCAGUAGUGCCCUAGAAGUUUCAGUUAUUGAAAAUGUGCCAUCUGGUGAGACCCAGCAGUCAGUUCCGGAAGACAUCUUUGACACCAGACCCAUUUGGGAUGAGUCCGUAGAGACUCAGAUUGAACGUAUCCCUGAUGAAAAUGUCCAUGACCAUGCUGAAGAUCAACAGGAUGAUCGGGAAAGGACAGAGGAAAGACUGGCCCAUAUUGCUGAUCAUCUUGGAUUCAGCUGGACAGAGCUAGCGAGAGAACUGGAUUUCACUGAAGAGCAAAUUCACCAGAUCCGAAUUGAAAAUCCAAAUUCGCUUCAAGACCAGAGCCACGCGCUCCUCAAAUACUGGCUCGAAAGGGAUGGGAAGCAUGCAACAGAUACAAAUCUUACCCAAUGUCUUACAAAAAUCAACCGCAUGGAUAUCGUUCACCUCAUGGAGACCAGCGGCAUCAACUCCAUGCAGGUCCAUGGCACUCGCACAUACGCGGAAAUGGAGCAAACGAUAGGAUUGGACCACAGUGAAGGAUUUUCUGCACUGCAAGAAGAAGUAUACAGUUCAAGACGUAAGCGAGAAGAACAACAUAGAAUAUCUAAAGACAGUGAGCCAACCGAACACCCUCCUCUUGUCUCUGAGGAAGAUGCGUCUGUCAGUUAUUCUCCUUUUCAAGACAGCACUCCCAGGAGUGAGGCAGAAGUACCAAUGGCCGAGCUCCUGAGACAAGCGCAUAAGGAACAAGUAGAAGCUGAAUUCUCAGGGAAAACCCAAGAUGUGCCAGAAAAAACAUCUACUUCACAACAGGAAUACUUCAUCACAACUCCAGGAACAGAGUGGUCCACAGCACCGGUAACUGGAAAAGCAGCAGGAGAGAAAUCCACCCAUUCUGGCACAUCAAAGGAAGAAAGAGAGAAACUGUUCCCGCAGCCCCUGCUGUCUGCUCAGAGAGGUGACUCUCCCAUCAUCCGAGAGCCCGAGGAUCCCCAGCUCUGCCGGGAUGACCUCUCUCCAAGGAGAACUAGUCUAGUGAUAGUAGAGUCAACUGAUGAACAGACAGAGCAUUUUGGAAAAGACUAUGAAGAGGAACCCUUAGAAAAGGAAAUAGCCGAGGAGUUAGGGAGGCUGGAGAUAAGCUCAGACGAGGAUGAGAUGGUCACUACCAGGGUUGUUCGUCGCCGGGUGAUUAUUCAGGCUGAUAGUAUGCCUGAAAUGCCACCAGAAACAGUCACAGAAGAGCAAUACACAGAUGAACAUGGCCACACAGUGGUAAAGAAGGUCACGAGAAAGAUCAUCCGGCGGUACGUCUCUCCAGAUGGCACAGAAAAAGAGGAAGUUGUAAUGCAAGGAGUGCCACAGAAACCUGUCGCCAUCGAAGAAGGAGAUGGCUAUUCCAAAGUCGUAAAACGGGUUGUGCUGAAGAGCGACAGCGAACGGUCAGAGGUGACUGUGUCUGAACCUGCUGUUUUGCCUAGUGCCUCUGAGUUCCAGUCCGAGCCAGCGGAAGGCCGGAAAGUCAGCAAAGUCAUCAAGACCACUGUAGUGCAAGGUGAGAGAACGGAGAAACGCCUGGGGGAUGCCAGCCUAGCUAGUGAUCUUCCGUCGGCCAAAGAGGACUUUGAAGAGGCUUUGAGCUAUGCAGGUAACCAAAUGAAAGUCCAGCUCCCCACUUUAGUAGAGAAAGAAAUCCUGAAAGAGGAUGGAUCAGUGAUUAAAAGGACAACACUCACUAAGUCCAGCAUGCACAAGAGGACUGUGAUGAAGGAUCAGUAUGGCCAACAUGUGCACAUAGAAGAGCUGGAAGACACACCAGAAGCACUACCACAGGAUGACCUCCAACAGCACCUCCAGCAGCUUCUCAGGCACCUCUGCAGAAAGGACUGCAAACAGGACAACUGA